CCGCUGACCGUUGCUCCCGUCUAGUGCAAGUCUGUUAGUGGUUCUCGCGGUUGUGUGAGUGGCGGUCUGCGGACGGGGCGCCGUGCCGUUUUUAUCAUCUGCAGGUGGUGAGGAGUAGCUCUCUAGGUCCCCAUGAGGGUUCCUAGAUGGCGCUGCUGCUCGCUCCUGCGGCGGACAAUCUCAGCCGUCUCGCCUCAAAUGCUGCCUGUUGUUUUGCGAAAUCCAAUUAACUAAUGAUAUGGCAUAUGGUGAGCCGCUGGGAGUGUCGAUGGGUCGCUGGCGUCAGGAAUGCCCCUGCUUGAGCCCAUGUCAGGUUUUAGGCUUUCCUGACCUUUCGUCACCGUCGUGUUAUGGCCAGUCGUGGCAGACCAUCACCACUCAUCCCUUUCAUACCGUCGUGACGUGCACGUGGACACUGCGGUGCCAACCUCAAAUGUUAUCAAUGGCUUUAGACUUUAAGGUGACACUAACAGAACAUUAACUAACACUGAAACAAUCUAAUGACCCAAGUGCAAUACCUAACUUCGAGGGAAAAGUUCGAUGGACUAGUAUAUUUGAAUUCAAAAUCGUGUUUAAUAAGAGAGACUAGUUAACCUAAAAAGUGGACUGCGGUGGGGGUUGUGCUGUGUACUUAGCUCUGCCUCUAGUUGUUAAAUGAACAUCCAGGGAUUAUAAGAGACUUACAAUUUACGGCUUUACGUCGUAAAUACUACGUAGACACGUGAUUAUUAAAGGAGUGCUACCGUACAACCUGCCGCGCCCAUGCCCUUAAGUUCGGUUGGCGGCAGCGCAGGAGGCGGCGGGCGCGCAAGCGCGCGCGGCGCCAGCUGAUACCAUGGGCGGCGCGCAUCCGCCCGCUACUCCGGGGCCCACGUCGCUCUUCAUACUCUCCGACGAAAAUCCUAUACGGAGGUACACAAAGUUCAUCAUUGAGUGGCCACCCUUCGAGUACGCGGUGCUGCUUACCAUCAUAGCCAACUGCGUGGUGCUGGCGCUGGAGGAGCAUUUGCCCAACGGCGACAAGACCAUCUUAGCACAGAAUCUGGAAAAGACCGAGGCGUACUUUUUAGGAAUAUUUUGUGUAGAAGCCUCGUUAAAAAUUUUAGCUUUAGGUUUUGUUUUACACAGGGGCUCGUAUCUUAGAAACGUUUGGAACAUUAUGGAUUUUUUCGUUGUAGUAACCGGUAUCGUCACGCUGCAGCCGAACAUCGCGCCGGAUGUCGACUUCAGAACCUUGCGUGCCAUUAGGGUGCUGAGGCCCCUUAAAUUAGUAUCGGGCGUCCCUAGUCUGCAAGUGGUGUUGAAGUCCAUCAUCAAGGCCAUGGCGCCACUGCUGCAGAUCGGAUUACUGGUGCUGUUUGCGAUCGUUAUAUUCGCUAUCAUCGGCCUGGAGUUCUAUUCCGGGGCUCUUCAUAAGACUUGUUAUAAUUUAGAAGAUAUUAAUGAAAUAAUGAAUGAGGGCGACAGUGCCACGCCGUGCAACGCAGACAACAAGAGUUUGGCGCCGUUGGGGGCCAACGUUUGCGAAUACGAUAAGAGCACGUGUUUAGAAAAGUGGGAGGGACCGAACAAGGGCAUCACGUCGUUUGAUAACAUCGGCUUCGCUAUGCUCACCGUCUUCCAGUGUAUCACGAUGGAGGGCUGGACUGCCAUCCUCUAUUGGACGAACGACGCUUUAGGCAGUGCAUUCAAUUGGAUUUAUUUCGUGCCUCUAAUAGUAUUGGGUUCAUUCUUUAUGCUCAACUUAGUUCUCGGUGUUCUUAGCGGAGAGUUCGCUAAAGAAAGAGAGAAAGUAGAAAAUAGGCAAGAAUUUCUUAAGUUAAGAAGACAACAGCAACUAGAAAAAGAACUCAAUGGUUAUGUUGAGUGGAUAUGUAAAGCCGAGGAAGUAAUUUUAGCUGAAGAAAGAACCACCGAGGAGGAGAAAAUGCACAUAAUAGAAGCGCGGAGGAAAGCAGCGGCCAAAAAGAAGUUAAAAAACCUCGGCAAAAGUAAAAGCACCGACACUGAAGAGGAGGAGCAGGACGAGGAGUGCGGUGACGACGGUUUUUUGAAGAGCAAGACGCGAUCGGUGGGCAAGUGUGCAGACUUCUGGCGGGCGGAAAAGAGAUUUCGUUUUUGGAUCCGGCACACGGUCAAGACGCAGUGGUUCUACUGGUUCGUCAUUGUGCUGGUGUUGUUCAACACAAUAUGUGUCGCCGUCGAGCAUUAUAAACAACCUAAAUGGCUGACCUCAUUUUUAUAUUAUGCCGAAUUUGUGUUCUUGGGUCUUUUUAUGAUGGAGAUGUGGGUAAAGAUGUAUGCUUUGGGACCGCGGAUAUACUUCGAGUCUUCUUUCAACCGAUUUGACUGCGUGGUAAUAUCGGGCUCCAUAUUCGAAGUGGUGUGGUCCGAAGUGAAGGGCGGCUCAUUCGGCCUGUCUGUGUUGAGAGCGUUAAGACUGCUGAGGAUAUUCAAGGUCACGAAGUACUGGUCGUCCCUCAGGAAUCUAGUGAUAUCACUCCUGAACUCCAUGAGAUCUAUCAUCUCACUGCUGUUCCUAUUGUUCUUGUUUAUCCUCAUCUUCGCUUUGCUCGGCAUGCAGUUGUUCGGCGGCCAGUUCAACUUCGAGGAGGGAACGCCGCCGACUAACUUCAAUACCUUCCCUAUAGCGCUGCUUACUGUCUUCCAGAUUUUAACAGGUGAAGAUUGGAACGAAGUUAUGUAUCACGGCAUCGAAUCACAGGGUGGCAUACAGAAGGGCAUGAUCUACUCUCUGUAUUUCGUUAUACUGGUGCUUUUCGGGAACUACACUCUGCUCAACGUGUUUCUUGCCAUCGCUGUCGAUAACUUAGCCAACGCUCAGGAAUUGACAGCUGCGGAAGAAGAACAGGUCGAGGAGGACAAGGAGAAGCAACUUGCAGAAUUGAAGAAAGAGAUGGGAGCGUUACACGCGGUGGACGGGAUACCACCCGAAGUAGAUUCGCCGUCGCCUACUACCAGGAAGAACAAAAAGAAAGAAGAGGCCAAAAAAGAGGAUGACGACGAGGUGCCAGAUGGACCAAAACCAAUGCUGCCAUAUUCGUCCAUGUUCAUUUUGUCACCCACUAAUCCAAUUAGGAGAGGCGCACAUUGGGUUGUAAAUUUAAAAUACUUUGAUUUUUUUAUCAUGAUUGUUAUAUGUAUGAGUUCUGCGGCUUUAGCAGCUGAAGAUCCUGUAGUUGAAGAAAGCGCCUGGAAUAAAAUAUUAAAUUUAUUCGAUUACGCGUUCACCGGUGUAUUCACCGUUGAAAUGUUACUCAAGAUUGUUGAUCUGGGAAUACUAUUUCACCCGGGUGCUUAUCUUCGCGACUUAUGGAACAUCAUGGAUGCUGCUGUCGUAAUAUGUGCCCUAGUAAGCUUCGGUUUUGAAAUCGGAGGUGUGAAAAAGGGCGCUCAGAAUCUAUCGACGAUAAAGUCGCUGAGAGUGUUGCGUGUGCUCAGGCCGUUGAAAACUAUAAAACGAAUCCCUAAAUUAAAAGCAGUGUUUGACUGUGUGGUGAACUCUUUGAAAAACGUCAUUAACAUUCUCAUUGUGUACAUAUUGUUUCAAUUCAUAUUUGCUGUAAUUGCAGUACAACUUUUUAAUGGUAAAUUUUUUCACUGCAACGAUAUCAGUAAGAAUACAUUUGAAGACUGCCAAGGGUCGUAUUUCGUCUACGAGGCGAAUAGCCUGCUGCCGAAAGUAAGCAAACGGCAGUGGACGACGCAAUUCUUCCAUUACGACAACGUCGCCACUGCCAUGCUCACGCUUUUUGCGGUACAGACGGGAGAAGGGUGGCCACAGGUGUUACAAAACUCCAUGGCUGCUACGUAUGAAGAUAGGGGACCCAUACAAAACUUUCGAAUAGAAAUGUCCAUAUUUUAUAUCGUUUAUUUUGUGGUGUUUCCAUUUUUCUUUGUUAACAUAUUCGUAGCUCUGAUAAUUAUCACAUUUCAAGAGCAAGGUGAAGCCGAGUUACAAGACGGUGAAAUUGAUAAGAAUCAGAAAUCGUGUAUAGACUUUACUAUAGAAGCGCGGCCUCUUGAGAGGUAUAUGCCAAGCAAAAGGGCGAGUUUUAAGUACAAAGUGUGGAGAAUAGUAGUCUCUACGCCUUUUGAGUACUUCAUCAUGACUCUCAUCGUACUCAACACAUUGUUACUCAUGAUGAAGUACUAUAAUCAAAAUGACCUCUACGCGGAUAUCCUCAAGUAUUCGAAUAUGGGGUUCACUGGAAUGUUUUCUGUGGAAACGGUGUUGAAAAUCAUCGCUUACGGUGUCAAAAAUUUUUUCAAAGAUCCAUGGAAUACAUUCGAUUUCAUAACGGUCAUUGGAAGUAUUAUUGACGCUCUCAUCAUGGAAUUGGGCGAAAACACUUUCAACGUCGGUUUCCUCCGCCUGUUUCGAGCCGCGCGACUGAUCAAGCUGCUCAGGCAGGGUUACACCAUUCGAAUACUGUUGUGGACGUUCGUGCAGAGCUUCAAAGCCUUACCCUAUGUGUGCCUUCUCAUCGCGAUGCUCUUCUUUAUCUACGCCAUCAUUGGGAUGCAGGUGUUUGGCAAUAUAGACUUAGCACCCGACUCAGAUAUGAACAGACACAACAACUUUCAAAGCUUCAUUCAAGCACUCAUGCUACUAUUCAGAUGCGCAACGGGCGAGUCCUGGCCUAACAUCAUGCUGGCGUGCCUCAAGCCGGCAAAGUGCGACGAGAAGGCCGGGAAGAGUCCAAGCGAACCUUGCGGAAGCACGCUCGCUUACGCCUACUUCGUAUCGUUUAUAUUCUUCUGUUCAUUUCUUAUGUUAAAUUUAUUCGUUGCUGUCAUUAUGGAUAACUUUGAUUACCUAACGAGGGAUUCGUCCAUCCUCGGCGCACAUCACCUUGAUGAGUUUGUUAGAAUAUGGGCCGAAUAUGACCCAAAUGCCACCGGAAAGAUCCACUUUACGGAAAUGUAUGAUAUGUUAAAAAAUAUGGAUCCUCCGCUGGGGUUUGGCAACAAGUGUCCGAAUAGGUUGGCCUAUAAGAAAUUAAUUAGAAUGAAUAUGCCGUUAGACGACGAAGGGAAGGUUAAUUUUACUACAACUCUCUUCGCGUUGAUACGGGAAAAUUUAAACAUCAAGAUGAGAUCAGCGGACGAGAUGGACCAAGCGGAUGAAGAGCUGAGGGAAACAAUUACUCACAUAUGGCCAUUGCAAGCGAAGAAAAUGUUAGAUUUGCUGGUGCCUCGAAACGAUGUACUCAAUACAGGGAAAAUGACCGUGGGCAAGAUCUACGCGGGCCUCCUCAUCCUCGAGAGCUGGAGAUCGACUAGGUUUGGCCGGAAUCCUCAGGGCGUUACGGUGUUGGAGUUGCAAGACGUAGCUUCACAUCACGCCUCUAUAGAGUCUCUGGACGAGGCGCGACUAACGGCGCCGCACACCUACCAAAACGGUCACCACGGCAGGUCUUCCAGUUUGAGACGGACGCCCAGUCCGAGGCGGCGUGGCCACUACGGGGGCUACCACCACGACAUCGGGUUCUCGGACACGGUCAGCAACGUUGUCGAGAUAGUGAAGCACGAACAUCAGCGGCACGGCCGCUCACAUCGUCCGCCACAUCACUACCAUCCACAUGGGAAGGAGUGGAGAGCGCCGCACCCAACGACCAGCCUGAGCCAGCCCUCGCGGUCGCCCAGCCCGCCACACCACACCUACGUUUGGGCUCCAAUAGGUGAAAGAGAGCGGGAGAGGGACCGCGAGUGGCGAGCUUGGCGGGACCGGUCGUGGGAGAGGGACGGAGCGCGGCGUGGCCGCGGUCGGCAGCUCCCGCCCACGCCUACCAAGCCGUCCACGCUGCAGGUCAAGCAGCAGCCACCGUUCACUCGAAUCACCCACAGCCCCUCUCAUUUAUCAUUGAGGCAAACGGUGCGGGACCCGGUGGAGCCUUUGCACGAUGAGUACGAGUAUGGCCGAGAAGUAGAAAGACUGAUACACCGAGACUAUAGAUCUAGAGAUAGUAUUUGCAACAGACGCGGGCGGGGCUACGAGAGCGAGCGGGGAGGGCGGUCGUACGAGCCAGUAGCGCCGCUGUCGUACGAGGCCGCGCUGGCGCUAGGUCGCGGCGGCGGCGGCACGCGCGCGCUUCCCUCGCCCGCGCCGCUUCGCGACUGCCCAACGGGUACAAGCCGCGCGCGCGCCACUCCGACUCCGACGAGGACGACUGGUGCUAGCGGCGCCGACGCGCGCGCUCCCAGAGAGACGUGCGCGCCGCCGCGGUCCCCGCGACUCACGCGCACACCUUCUGAAGCGUCGCGCCUGGCCCGACCCGCGACAACACGCCUCGAACGAUCUCGUUUUUUACUCGGCGACCGUGUGUAUAUAGACGACUUACGUUGCUCAGGAUUUUGGACGUCCCUCCUGGACACGGCGGACCUCCGCUGCGCCCCCUCCCGGCGGGCCUCCAUGAGCUAUAUCCAAAUUCUAGUAUUUACAAAGUUUUGGAAAAUUUAAUUUUUAAUUCGCUAAAAUUUUACUCUUUAAUUUAUAUUACGAUUAAGGUAAUCGAAGUAUGAAACAGUGCCAGACAGCUCGUUUGCGCUAGGAUUUUUACAUAAAUGAAAUUAUUAGUCUGUAUUGUAAAAGUAACUUUCUAUAUCAUUAAAUUUGCACUCGAUAAAGUCCACGUUAUAUCGCCUCGCGCGGCGGCGCGCCAGGCACUCGGCGCCGGCGCCGUGCGCCUUCCGCGCCGCGCGUCUACAUCUACAACUUAGUCGUUGGGAAACACUAGCAAUUCAUCGUCAGACAAAUUAAUACUAGUAUUGUAUAAAAUAUUUACAUAGCAAAUAAUUUUUACUUAGUUAAUAUUAUACCUAAUAAUAACAUUUUUUAUUGAAUUUGCUGUCCUCCCCCAAGUGCUUUAUACGUUAUUUAAAUUUAAUAAAUACAAUUAAAGCUAAAAUAUGAAUUGUAUAUGUAUUGUAUUUCAUUAAAGAUGUCAUUUUUAAAUUAAAUUGGGUAAAAUUAUAAAAAUUAUGUACUGUUAUCAUUUAAACAAGAUUACUCUGAAUGAUUAUUUAUAUUAUAUGUAAUGUUGUGAAGUUAAUUAUAUUCAGUGUUGAGAUUGUUUAAAUCAUCACACACUAGGAGAUUCGUAACCGUUGUAAGCAUCGAGCCGUCGCCAUAGUCGCGGACGCCCCGCAAGCUGCGAGCGGCGCGGCGCGCCCGCCGGUCCACUACAUUCCAACCUCGCACACUCGAACAUUACACACCAACCAAAUGCUGAAAAUGAACGCCACUAGAAUACUUAACUCGAGGGUCGCACGUUUGCUUCUCGAUUCUGGAAUUUUAAAUUGAUACUUCCAUAUUACAUUUAAUACAGUGACGCCUAGUUAUCUAAGGACAAUUAAAUACAACCUUAUGUUUGUCAGUUUAAAAACGGUUCGCAUAAUAUAAAGUUCCUUGAUCGAGAUCAGGUGUGGCGUAUUUUAAUUAGCAACGAUAACACGCUGCUAAUUAAAACUACUGAAGGAAACCUGCGUCACCAUUUCUUUACAAUCAGGGUCAGAUUGGCUCACUAAUAAUUUACGAUAUAGAACUAUUUAAUUGUAAACUAAUAACUUUAUUGCAUGUUGUAAUUAUUCGUUAAUGAUCUACAAUUUAAAUGAAUGAGUAUUUACAAUCGUUUAGCCAAUUCUGCCGGUUGUUGAGACCCGUGCGUGACGUCUUGGUGCGAGACCGGCUUGACUGUUUUUACUAGGAUUUUAAAUUACUUUAGCAUUUAAGGUUUUUAUUCCACCUAAGUGUAGGAAGAGUCCAGGGGAUAAACGUUUAAUAAUAAAAAUUUUAUACCUUACGCUGUCUUAAUAAUAAUAUCCAUUAAUUGUUAUCCUCCUGAAGCCUGAGCCCUCCGUGUGGAGCAUGGCGACUACGAAAUGUAAUACCCUGAACAACAAUCGGACAAUGAGCAAACCGGCAAGUGCAGUAAAGUUGACAGUUAAUAUCUAAUGCAUAAUAGUAUAAAAUGGCUUUAAAGAAAUAUAAAGAGUUCGGACUAUUGAAUACAAACAUUUUAUAAAACAUUAAUGCCAUUUCCUCAUUGUACAACUAUUAUAAAACAACGUGAUCGCGGAUAAAGCGAAAUAAAAGUGAGAAUAUAAUUACUAUCUACCGACGAUUCGCAGAUGUUUAAGUGACACCUAGUGUACGCCGUGUAGGCAUUGUUAGUUACUAGUGGCUGUUCAUCUAAAUUGUUAUUCUUUCUUGCAAAAAGUGCAGACUCAUUGAGUGUAUAAUUAGUCUAUUGGCUAGCAAAUAAUUUAAUUAGUUAAGAUUUUUAAUAAGUAAACAUCUCAAAUGUUUGUAAUAAUCGUACGCCAUACAAGAGCGGACAAAUAAUGGCAAAAGUCUGUGUGAGAUAUUUAUUAGUGAGAAUUAAAUACCUCCAAGCCGAUCCUUUCACCUCGAAAGAACAUGUCAUAAGCAAUAAACAUAGAAAGUACGCGUUCCGUAUAAUAUUAUGCUAUUGCCUUAUCGUCGCAUAUAACACGACUAAUAUUAAUCAUAGAAUAUAUUUGGAAGCUAAGUACGCCCCUGCCAUUGAUGACAGAUAAUUGAGAUAAUAAUUAAUAAAAUUAUGGAUAAAG
This is a messenger RNA of Cydia splendana, 8616 nucleotides long. It is a transcript of the gene cac, whose product is annotated as voltage-dependent calcium channel type A subunit alpha-1. NCBI's taxonomy places the organism in Eukaryota, Metazoa, Arthropoda, Insecta, Lepidoptera, Tortricidae. Gene Ontology annotation, molecular function: high voltage-gated calcium channel activity; calcium ion binding. Gene Ontology annotation, biological process: chemical synaptic transmission; calcium ion import across plasma membrane. The record is from RefSeq and is a predicted model, not a curated record. Gene Ontology annotation, cellular component: voltage-gated calcium channel complex; membrane.